AUGACUGGGAAAACCAACACAUACAUGUCAACCGUCAUGUUCGCAUGCCAGUCCGGAUGUCGCAAAGUCUCAGGGAGCACCGCCAGGACUUGUCAGGCUGACGGGAGAUGGGCGGGAACACCGCUGGUUUGUGUCAAGGACUGCCUGAAGCUUGACAUCACCAACGCUAUUAGGACUGGCUCGAGCUAUAAGUACAACUCGAAGCUGAUGUUUGAAUGUGAGACGGGGACGAGUUAUGCAGGUGGCGAAAAGGAGAGGACUUGCCUGGCCGAUGGCACCUGGACUGGUUCAGACAUCGUGUGCCAGAUGGUAAAAUGUCCCUCCCUAUUGGCUCCUGCAAGAACUAAAAUGACUGGUACCAACAAUAUAUACGGCAGCGAAAUCUCGUUCAAAUGUCAGCCAGGUUCACGUCAGUAUUCUGGCUCUGUGACAAGAAGCUGUACAGAGGAUGGCACGUGGACUGGAACACUGCUUCUGUGUGUCAAGGACUGUGCAAAGCUUGACAUCACCAACGCCGUACGAUCGGGCUCAGUUUUCAUCUACAAUUCCAAACUCUCUUUUUCGUGUGCAUCUGGCACGCAGUAUACCUCUGGGGACAAAAGAAGGACAUGCCAGGCGGAUGGGACCUGGUCAGGAUCACAUAUUGUCUGCCAAGUGACAAAGUGUUCUACAUUGACGGCCCCUUCAGGCAGUCGCUAUACCAUAAGUCAAACAAGCAAAUCGGCAGUCUAUACUUGCAAGAGUGGUUACACUCAUGCAUGUGGUGCGGACACUAAGACGUGUUCCAACGGGAAAUGGGUGGGGAUUGUGGAUAUCGAAUGCUACAACGAGAUAGCGAUGUGGAACUUUGACAAAUACGACAGUCGUGUCAGACUGGACCCCUAUGGAAGAAGCGUGUUCGGGGUAGAUGGAAAGGUCGGUACGACCAUCCAAUUAUCCGGUCAUCGCUACAGUUACGCAGAAGUGAGAAGAGUAGAUAUCUCCCGGACAUCCUUCACGUUAAGCUUUUUAUUCAAGCAGACUGGCAAGAUAUCGCAACAUUUGCGUACCAUAUUCAGUGAUUGGAGAGUUUCGGGCAGAUCGCGGUGGCAAUUUCUGAUCAGGAUAUGGAAGGAUGAUAAAAUGUCAGUAAGCUUGAGAAGAAACAAAUACAACUCUGGGAGUGACCCACGGCAGAGUAUGAUAGAGUUGAAGACCAAUACUAAAUUCGAUGUCGCCUACCAGUGGUAUGCUGUUUCCUUCAUCUGGGACCGGCAGAAGAAGACUGGCACAUUCUACGUCAAUGGCAGGUACGAUUCGAUGGUGACUAGCACCCGCACUGACACAGAUCUACAGGACAGCUCAUACAAGCAGUGGUACCAGAUAGGCUACAAGGGUGAUUCUUACAACGAAUGGUUCCAGGGACACAUUGCUGGCAUGUCCAUAUUCGGAGAGGUACUCUCCGAGAAUUGUAUUCGGAUCAUACACAAAAAGAUCAACUAGAUGAAGUUGUCUACGAUAUGAGUCAGCACAACACCGACAUCUAAAUAAAGUCUCGUAUCCCCAACGGAGACACGAAAAGUGCUACUUUGUAUGCCUUAAAGUAAAGAGCAUACCUAUGUAUUCGCUAACCAAUUUUGCAAUCACAAAAUCUGAUUCUAAUAUCUAAAAUUGUUUAAGACUGUACAUACACUUUUGUACGAAAGUUAAUAAUGUCUUAACGAAGAAUCUUAGAAGACUCAUGUCAGGAUUUCAACCUGGGUAGAGAGGUAUGUAUAGAACAAUUAAAAAUAGAAAGAUUGGUGAAGAUGAACCUCAAAAUCAACGAUCAACAUCCAGAAAUAAAGAAAAUUAAUUUCAUUUGCUGAGUAUCAUUAUUAUUCAAUUC
Lineus longissimus is the source of this 1867-nucleotide messenger RNA. Its product is annotated as CUB and sushi domain-containing protein 3-like. The record is from RefSeq and is a predicted model, not a curated record. The transcript has 8 exons. The coding region runs from base 1 to 1482 and encodes 493 amino acids. NCBI's taxonomy places the organism in Eukaryota, Metazoa, Nemertea, Pilidiophora, Heteronemertea, Lineidae.